Molecule: messenger RNA, 5613 nt
Organism: Ictalurus punctatus (channel catfish)
Lineage: Eukaryota; Metazoa; Chordata; Actinopteri; Siluriformes; Ictaluridae
Gene: gucy2f
Product: guanylate cyclase 2F, retinal
Exons: 18
Coding region: 783-4103 (1106 amino acids)
Biological process (GO): receptor guanylyl cyclase signaling pathway; cGMP biosynthetic process; protein phosphorylation
Molecular function (GO): peptide receptor activity; protein kinase activity; guanylate cyclase activity
Source: RefSeq, a predicted model, not a curated record
GAUGUCACAGCCUGGGGUCACUUUGAGAAGACUUUAAUUGAAUGACUACGAAAGACUUGAGAGUGUGAUUAUUUCUUAAGGAAAAUUAACACUAAGUUUUUGUUUGUUUGUUUGUUUGUUUGUUUGUUGUUUUAAUGCAAUUAUAUCACUCCAAAUUUUCCAAUUCAUGGAGGAUGGAGGAAGUGACAAUAAAGCGAUUGAGGUAACAUUCAAGAGUUAAAAUAAUGGACAAUGAUUUUGAUGGACUACAGGCCUCCAGUGAGACAAGAAAUUGUCGGUGUUUUUCGGGUUUGAGGGGGAUGAGUGUAAACGGUGUGUACGUGGUUACUAACAGCAGGCACUAAGGAUCUCUCCUGGGUGCUGAAGUUGUUUCUUUCUGCUGCUGCGCUUGGAGAGAUAGUUAUAUGGUGCUGCUUUUGUGGACGGAAAACACACAGUAGGUCUGGAGGGGGAAAAAAACUUCAGAAAUGGUCAUAAAAAGUCUGAAAGUCUGAAGCAAACUCUGGAGGAAUAUGAGCUUCAUCACUUCGGGAUUUGUCUCAAGGUGCUAAUGGUAAGUCCAGGUAUAUUCUUUUCAUUUUUCACAUUGUUAAUUGUUUUCUAGGUCACAGAACCCGGUGAGUGCACAUGUAUGAUUGAAUUCAAAACAUAAAGAGUGUGAAAUAAGUGGUCAGACAAAAAGAAAAGCAAUAACCUGUCUCAUGCUUUCAGCUAUACUUUAGUCUGGCCUCCAAGAUGGUCGUGUAAAAUCCACCGAUCAUUACGGAUACAAAAAGAGGACAAUGCAACAAUUUCCUCUCCAUUUUGGAGGCGCACUGUUGGAUUUAUCCAGCUGUCCGUGUUGUAACGUCCUGAGAAGCAAGCACAGCCUUUCAACACUGCCAUUUUUCAACUUAUGGACGAUUCUUGCCAUUCUGACUUUUCCCUGCUGUGUGCAAUGCCUCAUUUUUAAAGUCGGGGUCGUCGGCCCUUGGAAUUGCGACCCCGUUUAUUCCAAAACUUUACCUGCUGUGGCUUCAAAGUUAGCCAUUAGUCGAAUAAACAGGGAUGCCAGUUUGGACCUGGGCUGUACGAUGGACUUUGUGGUUCUCCAAGAACCUUGCGAAACGUCAAAAGCUCUGACGACAUUUGUGUAUUAUGAAAAAGAAGCCGACGCUUUCGUCGGACCUGGGAAUCCGGGAUACUGUAAUGCGGCGACGCUCCUGGGCAAGAACUGGGAUAAAGCGAUUUUUUCAUGGGCCUGCAUCAACUAUGAGCUCGAUCGAAUUCAGAGCUACCCGACGUUCGCCCGGAUCUUGCCGUCGCCUACACGGGUGCUGUAUACUGUUUUGAAGUAUUUCAGUUGGGCCAACAUCGGCAUCGUGUCCUCUAAUGAGGAUAUAUGGGUCGACACUGCUAGCAAACUGGCCAGCUCUCUCAGGAGUCAGGGACUUCCCAUAGGCAUUGUUGCCUCAAUUGGAAAUAACGACACAGAGAUGGAGAAUACACUGAGAAACAUCCAGAAAGCCGGAGAAAUCAAAGUUAUCAUCAUGUGCAUGCAUUCGGUGCUGAUUGGCGGUGAAAAGCAGCUGAAUUUCCUGCUAAAGGCCUACGACUUGGGGUUAACAAGUGGCAGCUAUGUCUUUAUACCAUAUGACGCUCUACUCUACAGCCUGCCCUACACCAAUAUCUCCUAUUUUGAAAUUCUGAACAACACCAAGCUACGUACAGCAUAUGAUGCCGUGCUCACCAUUACAGUAGCAUCAGAUCUGAUGUCCUUCAACCAGGCCUUUAAUAAAGCCAAAGAACAGCAGGAGUUGACCAUUACCCAGGAUCCUCAGCAGGUUUCUCCCCUUUUUGGUACAAUCUACAAUGGUCUUUACCUCCUUGCCAAAGCCAUGCACAACACCAGGAGAGCCGGUCAGUGGUACUCAGGAACCAAUCUGGCCUUUUACACUCGGAAUUUGACAUUUCCUGGCUUCAAUCAGAACAUCCAGAUUGACUCACAGGGCGAUGGACAGACCAAUUAUGUCAUCUUGGACUCGGAUGGCUGGGGGACUGACCUGUACCUUUGCUAUAUGGUGGACAUUGGUUCAAACAUGGUGCGCUAUGCUGGCAGGUCCAUUCACUAUCCCGGGGGUUCUGCUCCUUCUGCUGACUCCAGCUGCUGGUUCAAUCCUAAAACCAUCUGCACUGGAGGUGUGGAUGUAAUCUAUGUCAUCAUAGUGUUUGCAAUCGUCUUCAUUUUCAUUAUUGGUGCCACUGGGAUAAGUUUACUCAUAAGGAGGCGAAUCCAACAACUCCAACUGGUGAAAGGACCCAACAGGAUCUUGCUUACUCUUGAAGAUCUCAGUUUCAUCAAUCCCCAGCUAAGCAAACGGAAAAUCACCCUGGAGGAACUCAGUGACUCAGUAAAAAGUGUCGCUGAUGAGAAGAGCAUGAAGUCGGCUGAACACUCGGUCAACAGUUUGGCAACGGCAACUCAUGAGACCUCCAACGUGGCCGUCUAUGAGGGUGACUGGGUGUGGCUGAAGAAAUUUGAGAAGGGUCAAUUCAAGGAAGUCAAGCAGAGUACCACCAAAAUAUUUACAAAGAUGAAGGAUCUCAGGAAUGAGAAUGUUAACCCGUUUCUUGGGUUCUUCAGUGACUGUGGCAUGUUUGCCGUGGUCACUGAGCACUGCUCAAGAGGAAGUUUGCAGGACCUACUACGCAACGAUGAUGUUAAACUAGACUGGAUGUUUAAGUCCUCCUUGCUUUUGGACCUCAUCAAGGGAAUGAAAUACCUCCACCAUCGAGAAUUCCCUCAUGGCCGACUAAAGUCACGCAACUGUGUGGUGGACGGAAGAUUUGUGCUCAAAAUCACAGAUUAUGGUUUCAAUGAGUUGCUUGAAUCCCAGAAAGCUUCAAAAGAGGAACAUUCACCAGAAGAUCUCUUCUGGACAGCUCCUGAACUCCUCAGAGACCCUGAGAGCCAACGGAAAGGGACAUUUAAAGGUGAUGUGUAUAGCUUUGCCAUCAUACUCCAAGAAGUGGUUGUCCGUGGUGCUCCAUACUGCAUGCUUGGACUGCCACCUGAAGAGAUCAUUAGGAAGGUGAAGAAACCUCCCCCCAUGUGCAGGCCUACAGUUGCUCCGGACCAGGCUCCCCUGGAGUGCAUCCAGCUGAUGAAACAGUGUUGGAGUGAACAGCCUGACAGGAGACCUGCCUUUGAUGAAAUAUUUGAUCAGUUCAAGCUUAUAAACAAAGGAAAGAAGACCAACAUCAUAGACUCUAUGUUGCGAAUGCUGGAGCAGUACUCCUCGAACCUCGAAGAUCUAAUUAGGGAGAGGACAGAGGAGUUGGAGAUAGAGAAACAGCGGACAGAGAAACUCCUGACUGAAAUGCUCCCACAGUCUGUGGCUGAGGCGUUGAAAACAGGUGCCACUGUGGAGCCAGAGUACUUUGACCAGGUUACCAUCUACUUCAGUGACAUAGUGGGCUUCACAACAAUCUCCUCACUAAGCGAUCCAAUCGAGGUUGUAGAUCUGCUCAAUGACCUCUAUACACUAUUCGACGCAGUGUUGUCUAACCACGAUGUAUACAAGGUGGAAACCAUUGGAGAUGCCUACAUGGUGGCCUCGGGACUACCAAAGAGGAAUGGGAAUAAGCAUGCAGCUGAGAUUGCCAACAUGUCCCUGAACAUCCUGAGCUCUGUGGGAUCUUUUAAAAUGCGUCACAUGCCAGAAGUUCCAGUCAGGAUAAGAAUAGGCAUUCACUCAGGGUCAUGUGUUGCUGGAGUUGUGGGUCUGACAAUGCCUAGAUACUGCCUUUUUGGUGAUACCGUCAACACCGCCUCUCGUAUGGAAUCUACGGGAUUGCCUUAUAGAAUUCAUGUGAACAUAAGCACUGUGACGAUUCUCCAGUCAAUGAAUGAGGGCUACAAGAUAGAAGUUAGAGGAAAGACAGAGUUAAAGGGUAAAGGAAUUGAAGAAACGUACUGGCUGGUUGGGAAAACGAACUUUACCAAGCCUUUACCGAAGCCUCCUGAGAUCAAAACAGGGGAUAACUGGCAGGAAAUGGUGACCGAAGAGAUCAAGGAGAUUUUCCGGAAGGCAAACAGACAAGUGGACAAGCCCAAAAUCUGAAAACGAAGUAGGAAGACACAGGGAGCAAAGACAAAGGAAGAAAAGUAUACCAUGGAGAGAUGGCAGAGACUUAUAGGAGUGUGCGAGUGUGUGUCCGUGUAUCCUGUGAUUGCUGCAGCUUACAGAGACUUCUUUAAUAGGAUUGACCCUUGUCUGUCUAAUCUGCCUCUGGCCAGCACAGCAGAAAGAGCAGCACACUAAUGAAAUGAGAGAUGAGGAAACGGGUGAUCAGAGAAAGUGUGUUCUUGCUCAGGAUGAACUGCAGGCACCGGCCAUUUGCUUUGGCCACCAAGUGGCUCUUUUCUCAUUUUCACUCAGGUGCUUGUCCAUCGUCAUCCAGAUCGCACUAAGAGUCAUUUACGCUGAUUAAUAUUACUGUAUUUUUGGUGUGUGUGUGUGUGUGUGUGUGUGUGUGUGUGUGUGUGUGUGUGUGUGUGUGUGUUUCCCCCCUAAAGUAAAUCAUGAUGACUGGGUAAUCAAAUUGGCCAAAUUUUUAGCCGAUAUCUUUACCUAGGGAUUUAAUUCUCUUAUUGAUAUAUUGAGUUAAACCUUUUUAAAGGCAUUAUGGAGUAAUGGUUUAAUAAGCAAGAGUCGUGUUCAAGACAAAAAAAAAAAAAAAAAAACCCAAAACCAUAUCGCUAGAAAGCAGAACCCAUUAUGUAAAAAAAAAACAUGGCUUUCCAUAGAACAAGGAUGAGCAAAUGAAACACCCUGAACAACAGACGGUUGGGUUUUUAAAUCCAGAUGCACAUGAGGCAAGAUCUUAACAUUGUAAUUCAUUUGUUCUGUUCAUUCUGUCUGAAUGUUUUCUAUGUAAUCCCAUUCUCCAACACUACAUUUAUACUUAUUCAUAUAUAUUUAUAAAAUAAAGCUGUUUUAGUUGCUUGGCCUAUUAAAUCUUAUAUAUAUAUAUGUAUAUAUAUACUUAAAUAUAUAAAGCUCAUGACAGAGCCACCUGAUGUACAGUAUCACCGCAUUAUACUAGUCAUUACGUAUUAAUCAGUCUUUUAAUAUUCUGGCUAUGGAUGGAAAGAAGUCAAGGAAAACAGAAGAUAAAGGUGGAUAAAAGGUGUUUGAAUGGCAGAUCGUGACAUUUUGGGGUUGGCACUUUAACACUGAUCACAAGGCACUUUUUGGAUUGAAUGGAAGAACCCUGGUUUAUUAGGGUGAGCCAGGAACUGUGGUGCCAUUCAGCCCAUUUUUCAACAUUGAAUCUAAGAAAAUGUGCUCAAAAUUGUGGUUAACUAGCAAUGUACAGUGUACGCGUCCAAGAUAUAUUACAAAAUAUUGCAUGAUAUUGACUAUUCAUUGAGUUGCAAGGUUGUUGUUACUAGAUUAUUCUACUGAAAAACCUCACUCGGUGUAUAUCUCAUUUUAUUAGGUAUAAUGAUCUACUAAUGAAUAAACUGACAGCUAACUGAAUAUUACAAUACAUUUGAUUUAUGUUUAUGUUUAGGACAACAUGUUACAAUAUAGUCCAUUUCCAUAGGGGUAAAUUCAUAACAAAUGC